This is a messenger RNA of Closterium sp. Naga37s-1, 2181 nucleotides long. NCBI's taxonomy places the organism in Eukaryota, Viridiplantae, Streptophyta, Zygnematophyceae, Desmidiales, Closteriaceae. The record is from the annotation of a GenBank genome assembly.
AUGUUCAGCGGCGGUGCGUCGGACGGGGAAGACGACGAGUGGGAGGCUUGGGACGGCCUUCCCGAACCGCUCGCCUCGACGCGCGGUGAAUCGGCAGGGGUAUUAGGAACGGGGAAGAAUGGGUGGGAUCAUGCGGCUCGUGUCGCAGACGAGGAGGAGGAAUGGGAGGAUUACGAGUGGGAAGAACGGGAGGAGCGGGAGGAGCGGGAGAGAGUUGCGAAGCUCGUGCACGGCAAGGCAUGGGAGCGUAUGGAGGAAAGAUCGCUUGACUCUGACGAGAAUCUUCGAAGAAAGGGGAAGGAGUUGGCUGAUUGCGAGGAGGCUGCGGGGGGAAAGGAGAACGCGGAAAUGUCUGGGGGAGAAUUAGGCGGGAAAGGCGGGGUAGAAGCGGGUGGGAGCGGCGGAGGGGGAGCGGGAGGGGGAGGGGGUGAAGAAGGGGGAUGGGAUGGUCUAGUAAGCGUCACGAUGGAUGGGGGGUUGGGGGAGGAGGGGUUAAGAGCGGUGGGAGGGAAGCGAGGGAAGGGGGCGGCGAAGAGAGUGCGACGCGCCACGGCAGAAGACAAGGAGUGGUGUCAGUCAGUGCAUCGCGUGCACCUGCUCUGCCUGCUCGCCCGUGCUCUAGCGCUCGACAGGGCCGCAGAUGACGUGCUCCUGCAGGCGGCCAUGCUAUCGCUAGCACCCAGACUCCUAUCGGAGGAGGCACAGGAGGCAGCAGCAUCGCACCAGGCUCCCUCCCUGCACCUGCUGCAACAACUCACAUCCUGGGUCCGGUCUGCAUUCACCCUUCAACCAUCCUCCUCCUCCUCCUCCUCCUCACCGUUCCAACCCCUGCCACCAGCACAGCUGCAGCAUCAGCCCAGCCGCACAGUCAACAACCACAGCAGCAGCGGCACUGGGCAGCAGCAGUCGCCUCUCUCUCUCUCUGCGCAUCUCACAGAGGGUCUACACCAGGCAGUGGCGCGGAGAGGGGGCUCUGCUGAAGAGAUUGCUGCUCUCUCUGUCGCUCUCUUCCGUGCUCUUGGCUUCACUGCCAGGCUAGUGACAGCCCUCUCCCCCUCCCCUCUGAAACCCACCGCCCAGCUCCUAUCAGAAUUCGACCAUUCCUCCGACACCCCCUACCCACGCACACCCGCCUCCCGCUCCCCCUCCCCGUUCACGCAUCGCACGCGCAUCCUCCCCCUCUCCUCCACCGCUCCCGCCGCUUCCUCUGAACCCACGCCUGCGCCUGGGAAUCAGGUGGCUGGUCUGUCUUCAGGUGUUGCUGCUGCCUUGCCUGGUGCGCGCUUUGCCAAGAGACGCACUGCUGUUGCUGCCAUUGCCGCCGCUGCUGCUGCUGCUGCUGCUGGUGCUGGUGCUGGUGCUGCUGCUGCUGGUGGUGUUGCUGCUUCUCCUGCUGUGUUUCCUGGUGGCCCCGCACCUGCUAUUCCGAUUGCUGAUUGCGAUCGUACUGCUGGUGCGGCUGGUAGUGCUGGUGUUGCUGCUGGUGGGAGGGGCAGGAGAGGAAAAAGGGCGGGAACGAGUGGGACAGGCAGGGCGGGGAGUAGAAAGCAGACAGUAGGAGAGGGUGUUCUGAACUCUAAUGCAUCUGCGGAAGUGCCUGUUCAGGCAGAAGAGGUAAAAGAGGCAGAGGAGGCACAGAUACGCGGUGGUGGCACCUGUGGCAUAAGAGGCAGAGGCAGGGGCAGUCGUGAGGGUGGUGGUGGUGGUGGUGAUUCUAAAGGUCAGGUGGGUGGAGAGGAGGACGCGGGAGAGGGGAGUGGGGGAGUUGGAAGGAGUGAGAGAGGUGGUAGAGGACGGGGUGGGGGAAAGGGGAGAGGAAGGGGAGGGAGAGGGAGUGUGGUGGGAAAGAGGAGGCGUGGGAAGGGGGAGGAAGUGGAGGACAGAGGGGGAAGUGGGGAAAGAGAGCAGGAGGGGUUGGGGGUUGAGGAAGGGGUGUUGGAGGAAGGAAAAGGAGGAGGGGAUAGAGGAGCAGGGGACUAUAAAGAUGUAGCAGAGGAGGAGGAGGAGGAGGAGGAGGAGGAGGAGGAGGAGGAGGAGGAGGAGGAGGAGGAGGAGGAGGAGGAGGAGGAGGAGGAGGAGGAGGAGGAGGAGGAGGAGGAGGAGGAGGAAGCGAUGAAUUGCAUGCAGAGCAGCAGCGGAAGCGAAAGCGGAAAGGAGAUGAGGAGUUUGAGUUGCAGCUAG